Suillus plorans is the source of this 1074-nucleotide messenger RNA. Its product is annotated as Emopamil-binding protein. Gene Ontology annotation, biological process: sterol metabolic process. NCBI's taxonomy places the organism in Eukaryota, Fungi, Basidiomycota, Agaricomycetes, Boletales, Suillaceae. Gene Ontology annotation, cellular component: membrane; endoplasmic reticulum. Gene Ontology annotation, molecular function: cholestenol delta-isomerase activity. The coding region runs from base 388 to 1023 and encodes 211 amino acids. The transcript has 6 exons. The record is from RefSeq and is a predicted model, not a curated record.
CGUACCAAAUCAAGUCCGAUCUCCAUCAUAGGACUGAGGCUUGUCCAGUGAUGGAGCAGUGGGAUGACAUCCUCUAUCACUACCACGUCCGAGGCUCGUCUACCAAGUAGAACACCGUUCACUGGUAGGUGAGGAUGUUUCGCCGCGUGAAAGAAGAUUUUAAGGUACGCGUUUUCAGAAAGAGAGUAGGACACCAUCGUGACGGUCGUGUAUUGAACGUCUUUUGAGAGUUCUACCGAAAUUUAUAAUUAGCAUGACGUGUCACUAGGUGCAAUCACCGACGAUCGUGUCUGCUACUUACUAGAGCUGCUUCAAUAAAAGUACAGCGGAAAGGAAACGUGGGAGAAGUCGGCCGUUGCACUCUCUUACAAAAUCACACUCUACACCAUGACGUCCAAUGGCCCGGAGAUAUUCACCGCAACCUCAGCGUAUUCUCUAGCUGGGGUGGCUGCCAUGGCCUUCGUUGCGACCACUGGCGCAAAGAUUCUACUGCCGAAGAACGCGCGCUGGCAGGACUCGUUUACUUUCAUCUGGCUGGCAUUUGAUGCAUUGAUUCACUUCUCUUUUGAGGGAUCAUUCCUAUACCUCUCGACCUUUGGCAGGACCGUAAACUCCAGCGAGGGGCCAUUUGCUGAAAUGUGGAAGGAGUAUACCCGUGCAGAUGCGCGAUGGGGUGUUUCUGAUCCCACUGUCGUCUCCCUGGAGAUUUUGACGGUCCUAGGUGCGGCACCUAUGUGCUGCUACAUUAUAAGGCAAAUCGUUAAGGACGACCCUGCCCGUCACUAUUGGAUCAUCGUCCUGAGCACCGCUGAGCUGUAUGGCGGAUGGAUGACGUUCUGUCCGGAAUGGUUGACGGGAAGCCCAAGUUUGGAUACUUCUAACCCGCUCUAUCUCUGGGUUUAUCUUUUCUUUAUGAACGUCAUCUGGGUAGUCAUUCCAGUCUGGCUGAUGUGGGAUUCAUACGGACACAUUGCUGGCUCACUGCGCCGCGCUCAGACGGUUACGAAAACAAAGAAGAACUAAAUCCCUAACGCUAAUAUACUUGGUUGGUAUCUAUGUUGUCCAUACCUUAUA